Messenger RNA from Zygotorulaspora mrakii, 981 nucleotides. It is a transcript of the gene BTS1, whose product is annotated as farnesyltranstransferase. The record is from RefSeq and is a predicted model, not a curated record. The transcript has a single exon. NCBI's taxonomy places the organism in Eukaryota, Fungi, Ascomycota, Saccharomycetes, Saccharomycetales, Saccharomycetaceae. Gene Ontology annotation, biological process: isoprenoid biosynthetic process. Gene Ontology annotation, molecular function: prenyltransferase activity. The coding region runs from base 1 to 981 and encodes 326 amino acids.
AUGAGUGACGUGCCCAGUAUCAUAAGCACACUAGUGACAAGUCAGCCAUUAUGGACUGAAGAAGACGAAACAGUUAUACAAUCACCAUAUCGACAUUUGGCCGCCACACGCGGUAAGAAUUUUAGAUCAAAAUUGAUUGAAGUUUUCAAUGUAAUUUACAAACUACCACAGGAGCAAAUAGAUCUUGUUUCCAACCUAGUGGGUGUACUGCAUAAUUCAAGUUUACUUAUCGAUGAUAUUGAAGAUAGCUCUGAAGUGAGACGUGGAAAAACAACCGCCCAUCUAAUAUAUGGCAUACCAAUGACAAUAAAUACCGCUAACUACAUGUAUUUCAAAGCAAUGGAAAUGAUACAACUAAUAUCCAAUGGUGACAAAUUCGUUUUACAAGAUUUAAUGGUGAUUUUUAAUGAAGAAAUGAUUAAUUUGCAUCGAGGACAAGGACUUGACAUUUAUUGGAGAGAUAGCUUGCCCAAGAUCAUUCCAGAUGAUACACUAUAUUUUAAUAUGGUUAUGAAUAAAACGGGCGGCUUGUUUCGACUGACGGUGAAAAUUAUGGAAAGACUUACCAAAGUGAAGUCUGAAAUAUCUCUUAUCCCCCUCAGUAAUCUAUUGGGAAUAAUAUAUCAGGUGCGGGAUGAUUAUCAAAAUCUGUUAGAUGAAAAAAUGAUUGAAAGUAAAGGUUUGGCAGAAGAUAUAUCGGAAGGUAAACUUUCAUUCCCCAUAAUUCAUGGCCUGAGGCACGGAAAACAAAAUAAUGAUCUUUUUUUACAAAAUGCUUUAAAACUGAGAACUAAUGAUCUAGAGAUCAAGAGAGAUGUUAUAAAUUAUUUACAGAAUGAAAGCAAAUCAAUGGAUUACACUAAAAAAGUCCUAUGUGAAUUAACGACUCUAGCAAAAAAUGAGAAGUAUAUUCCUUAUAAGAGUUAUCCAAAAGAAGCCACUCAAUUUGCAUAUAUUGUCGAUCAUCUUUCAGUGAUGUAA